Messenger RNA from Trichoderma harzianum CBS 226.95, 796 nucleotides. RefSeq lists its product as hypothetical. The transcript has a single exon. The coding region runs from base 168 to 620 and encodes 150 amino acids. Lineage: Eukaryota; Fungi; Ascomycota; Sordariomycetes; Hypocreales; Hypocreaceae. The record is from RefSeq and is a predicted model, not a curated record.
AAAAAGAAUGGAACAAAAAUAGUACUAUGUAAAAGAAAAAAGAGCCGAAGAAACAUAUCCAACAUAUUGCGUACGCUUUACAGGCACAUAGACUGUCUCCCCAUUUCUCAGCCUCAGACAUUUCUUCCCUUCCCGUCGUCUUCGUCCGUGUCCCAACCCCCUCACGAAUGCUUCAACUCCAGCAAAUGCGACGAUCGUCCUUUUUCCCGCAUUCCUCCACCCGCCGAAAGCAAAUUACCCAUCAUGCCAGUCCUCAUAUGUUGGUUUGGUUGCCGCAACCGCCCGCCCCAGCCUCUCAUUUGGCUUCAUUCCCUCAGGCGAACAAACAGCAAGAAAAACAUUCACUUUCACGGUAUGGCGCAAUACACUUGGAACUCUUGACGCGUGCGGGUUUAUGCAUUUUAUUUCCUAGUCAUGAUUUUGACUCGGGCUUAUUGCCUUUAUUCUCGUUUAUCGCAGUCCUUGGGGACUGUAGCAUACAUACAUGGUACUCAAACAUACAUUGUGCCGGCAGGCUCUCGCAAUUGUCCAUCGUUGACGCCAUUGCCGUUGCCGUCGCAGUGUCUCGAAUUCCACCACAGGCCCGUACAGGCACACGAUUAUUCUCCCUGCCUCGGUAAUGUAUAGCGCGUCGAUACCGAUACGCGCAGACCAGCCCGAAGCCAUCAUUUCAUCACGGCCGUAAGUCCACUCUCCCCCAAAUUCCGACCAAUCCACCCGGCCCUUCUUCCCCUUUGUCGGAAAUGCAAAGUCAGCUGCAAAAUAGAACAAAAUGAGUACACACUAAACAAGCCGC